GCCCAAGUUGCAAGUAACUAUGUGGUGGUGAAAGUGUGUAGUUUCCCUCAUAACUUUCUUGCCCUUUUUCCACCACCCCCCGACCACUCGGAAUAAUUAACCUACUAGCUCCAUUUUACUUGGUUGCCUCACUAUUCGCAAUACUCCUCGAGUGCUUGGGUUUUCAUUUUUGGUAUCUAGUACUACAUAAAUGUCGAGGAUAAUUUCAUGUCACCACUUUCGUGGACAACGGGUGGGACGCUGUGAUGAGGCUGUUGAUGUCGCCGUUUCUGGGCACACCGUCAUUGUCGCUUUGGAACAUCAGAUUAACAUUUAUGGGAAGACAGACGACUGUCAUAGUCCAGUUUUCCUAAGUUUGGACUCUGACAGACAUGAUGGUAGUCCGCCCCCAGUGCUGCCAGGGCCAGCACCUGCCACACCAACUGCAAAACUGAUGUCUGCGGCUGCAGCGUCGACGUCAAAACCACCGUCUCCAUUGCCAACAUUGCCUCAUCUUUGCAAUCACGACUUGGGAACAUCAUUUGUAUUCUUGAAAGGAAUAUCUUCAAACUCUCCAAAAACCAAAUUGGAUUCAUCAUCGCCUCCCAAGAAACGAAUCGAGUCCAUAGAGUCAGAUUCUGAGCUUCGCCUGUCCCACAGUUUUGCAACGAUCGACUUAAUUCAUAAGAUUUCGUACAAUGAAAAAGGCAAAUAUAUUUUGUGUUUGGAAAAAAGAGAGUCGUCAACCAGUUCCAUUACGAAUGUACGGUCUUACUUUCACUGGGAAAUGGACCAUGGAACGAAACCCAUGCGCGCGAGAAUUGCUGGCCUUGUUUCACCCACGGGGGCAGAACCUGAGGAAGAUUCGUUGAUGAUGGUUGAAAUCCCGUUGACAUCUCCAGCUACGGCCGUAGCAUCGUGCAAUUUAACUGGUCAUAUAGCCUGUCUUUCUGCCGAGUCCAUUAUAAAUUUAUUCCUAUUUCGAGCCAAAGAAGUGCAUGGACGAGUUCGAGUUCACUACUAUGAUUUCGACAGGACAUAUGCUAUCGACAUGCCAGGAUUCGUCCCGGAUAAAAUAUACUUCGUGUGUAAUUAUUUGGCUUGUAUGAACUCAGACAGUGUGCACGUUUUUAAUAUAAGGAAGGAAGAAUUACAACAGGGAUCUCCUCACUUUAGUUCAUGCUCAUCAGCAGCAGCAGUCAUUCAUGAAGUUGGGCGACCUUCGAACAAACAUGUAAAUCAUACGGAUAAGGUUAUUUUUAAUCCGAAAAAUGAAUCAAUCAAAGUGUACUUACCGAGUAUUGCGAGAGCUAACCGCAAGAGGAAGUACACGAAUAUAAAUAUCAUUGAAGAUUUUCAAGAUGAAAUUAUUUCAAACCAUACCAAAGUAGUCUUCAGCGCAGGGAAUCCAGGAAUCGUCGUAGAAGAUAUACUACGACUGAGUUCUAGUGGCGGUGGGAAUCAUCCAAAAUUUACUGAAAUUGGGAUUUACCCAAUUCGGAUUAAUGACUUGCUUGGAGCAGUUGCAUUGAUGGUAUGCACUAAAAAGGAAGGUUACUUGUACCACCUCCCUACGAAGCAAAACUGUUCUGUUGUACGUGUUGCCAGCUAUCCAUUCACUGCGCCACUAAUUACUUUUGCAUUUGACUCCAUAAUUUUUCACGCCCUGACUGAAAGUGGAUUAGAAAGCUAUACUUGUAGGAGCCUAUAUUAUGCAACCAAAGACCACGAGGGAAUCAAACCGUUUCUAAGUGAUUGUCCAUUUCAUGAAGAACCUCCGACCCUCGUAGGAAUCCGACCUUUUCUCAACGUUCGAAAAAUGACUUGUAAUAGUUCAAUAUUGUCAAUGUUAGCAUGCAACAAUACCUCAAAUAAUAAGAAUUCAGGCCAAGAAGAAUUAUCUUGGACAAUUUAUACACUGGAUUUGCCAGAUAUCGGGACGACUUGUGACGAUAUGGUGAAAACGGCCAAUUUGCAGAAUAAUAGAACGUCAGACAUCUAUAUUACAUUAUUGUGCGAGGCCUAUACUGCAUUGAAACUUUUCAUGAAUGCUCACCCUGGAUCAGAGAUGCAUGUAGAAAUUGCAGCCUGUCACAGCAACAUAUGCAAAUUACUUGGACUCGCCUAUCUAAAGUCGUCCGUCUCUACAGUAAAUCUUCAGCCUAUUUCGCAGUCUGGAUCUACGAACCUGGUCGAAGAAACACUAAAUACAACUGUUCCGUCCACGACUACUCCGUCAACACUAGAUUCAAAUUCUUCAAGUGUGUCUGAACUGAUACCUGAUACUUCUGCUAUCAUGUCUGCAGAUGUGAUCAAUGAUUUGGUGGAUAUGGGAGUGACAUAUUUAUUGAUUGGACGGUGUGGAAUUGGUGAAGUGUUUUCCCCCGAAAAUUGGUCGUGGAUUCGUGAAAGCUGUAAUAUCCCAGGGUUUAUAAGAAUGAUUGAGGUUACCUUUAUAAAAUGUAAUGAGUUCGAAAUUCAUCCUGAUAAUCAAAAAUUAUCUCCUACAUUGGCCCCAGUUGUUGUUGAGUUUUUAGCGAAUAGUGGUCCACAAACUUUGGUCGAUUUAGUGAUUCACGCUCCAUUCAUACGGGAGUGCAACAGUCGUAGGUUACUACAUAUUUUGCAGCAAUUAGCUGAAGCGAAGAAUUUUCCUGCCAAAGAGACGUUGGCUGUGAUUUUGACGCUUGUUACAAUUGGAGUUGAUCUCAAUACUCGAUCUCAAAUUAAUGAAUUACUUCAUAAAACCAAUUUAAGCGAUCUCGAAACAUACCUUAAAAAAGAAAUAUUGAUUGAAACUAGAGGGCAACAGACAUUUUUAACAGAUCUAGCGGUAUGUAUUAUUGCAUCGGAUAAUCAAUAUAUAAUUUCAGAGAAACUAUUUCAGUACUUAAAAGCUAAUAGCAUUAACAUGUCCAUCGUUAUGUUCGCAUUUGCCCAAGCUUUAAAUGUGAACACAGAUACCACUCUUCAACAUUGCAUAACUAAAUGUCUUACGGGAAUUGUGGAAAAAUACACUUGGGACAAAUUCAGUAACGCAGUAGAUCUCUCUCAUAUUGAAUUUGCUGAGGACGAAAAACGUGGUAUUCAGUUUCUUGUCAGGACGUACUUAUCAAACAUUAACUUCUCCAGCAAUAUUCCAGCCUCAACACCAAAAACAGUAGCUAUAGCUGAUCAAGAUUCCACUGCAAACGAAAAAUCUAAAAGUGUCAACACUUCAGGGCCAACUGAUAUUAUGAAACGUAAUCAAAUAUUUGGGAAUGUUUGCACAUGCGUAAAUUUUUUAUUGAGUGUGAACACCCCUGGAGGUAUGUUAACCCCUCAAAGUCAAAACUUGGCCACUGUGCAACUGUUUGUGAAUGAGGAUAGUCGGGAAAAUUAUAUAAAACUUUUGAGUUUGGUUUCGAAUCCAGUCUUAUCGGAUACGGAAGGAGUUAAGGAUAUUAUUGUGACAUAUCUUUACAAAAAUGCAACACAAGUGAAACCCAGUGUCAAUUCAACAUUGUACUUCAUUCUGCAAAUUUUUGCUGAAACUCCGGAAAAAGCAGUAAAUAUGCUACUAACCAAACAGCCCACAACAAUAAUGAUAUUUGCAAAGGAAACUUUUGAAAAAGUCCCUUCAAAGUGGAAGUGUCUAGUGACAAACCUGAAAAAACGGGUACAAAAUUCAAAUGCCACCGAAACGGAAAUAUUUGCCACAAUUUUAGAAAGUGUAUAUCUUCACUUGGCCAACUCGAUGACUCCGCAGCAACUGGAGCAAGUCUUAGAUAAGGAAACGGAAGAAAGUCACAAAUUUCAUGGGAUUUGCACUAGAGUAGAAUUGGCCAACAAUUAUGCUAACAUGGUCAUUUCUGUUUCUACAGAUUAUUUAAAUCCUAAAUAAAUAAAUGUUUCGGUUCAGGUAAAAAUAUUCUAGUCAUAAUUCUGUACAACAUAAGGUUAGGUUGCAUUAUUUUAAAGAUCAUAUGUAGAAAUUAAAUUAUUAUGUAUCAGUUAGUCCAUGGUUGUUAAAAAUUGUGAGUGUUUUAGUCCGAGCCAAAGUUAAUGAGCCACCCACUUAUUUAUGUACGUAUAUGCAUACAUAUCUUUUUGCUGCUAGUGUUAGUCCAGCCAGAUUUUAAAUCAAUUGUGUGAUGAAAUUUCAAAAAACAGAGACCGGAAUUGUACUUCGAAUUAUAUAGAGUUCAAUAAAUUGCACGUGCUGUCAGCACUUACAGUGGUUAUGCAUUAUCUAUUCAUAAAAUCCCAUUGAGCUUGUAUUAUUGAAAACAAAUAUUUGUACUGCCUCUUUAUUAUGAGAGUUUUAUCUGUAUUGAACGGUUUGAAUAUAUAUUUUCUCUGCUGCCCAAGUU
This is a messenger RNA of Folsomia candida, 4331 nucleotides long. RefSeq lists its product as uncharacterized. The record is from RefSeq and is a predicted model, not a curated record. Gene Ontology annotation, cellular component: cytoplasm. Gene Ontology annotation, biological process: organelle organization. The transcript is spliced from 13 exons. Lineage: Eukaryota; Metazoa; Arthropoda; Collembola; Entomobryomorpha; Isotomidae. Bases 191 to 3862 code for a protein of 1223 amino acids.